Messenger RNA from Fraxinus pennsylvanica, 1941 nucleotides. Lineage: Eukaryota; Viridiplantae; Streptophyta; Magnoliopsida; Lamiales; Oleaceae. The record is from the annotation of a GenBank genome assembly.
AUGAAGAAGCAGAAUACCGCCGCCGCCGCCACCGGACGCGGGCGCCAGCAACCGGAGCUUUUUUGGCCGCGCAUCGUUGUGCGCAAGUUACUCAACAUCAACGCCAAGAACUCCGAUUACUCUGCCGAUUCUGACUCCGGCUCAGAUUCCGACCAAGAAAUUUGUGAUUGGCCGAGAGAAUCACGAUUUAAGAAGGAGAGAAGUGAUGAAGUUCAGAUCGAUGAUAAUGCUAUGCAUACUAUCCCAGAGGCUCUUCCCAGGCUAAGAAGACGAAAUUCAGAGACAUUUAGAGCUCAGUAUAUAAACAAUAAGAAAAUCAGAAUAUGUGCUGCCACAUGGAAUGUUGGUGGAAGAGUUCCUUCAGACGACCUAGAUCUUGAUGAUUGGUUAGAUAUUAAUGAUCCCGCCGACUUGUAUGUAAUUGGCCUUCAGGAGAUUAUACCAUUAAAUGCUGGAAACAUAUUUGGUACUGAAGAUAGUCGUCCAGUUUCGAAGUGGGAAAACAUAAUUCGUGAAAAUCUGAACAGAAUUCCACCAGUGACUAAGCUUAAAUGCUAUAGUGAUCCUCCAUCUCCAUCCAGGUUUAAGCCAUCUGAAGAUGCACCAGAUAUUGAAGAUGAAAUUUUACUUGAAUCAGGCAGUGAUUUAGAGGAGGAAAUCUACCCAUUAAAUGAAGAACCAAACAAUCUUGAUGAAAUCAAGGAUGGAAUGGUUGGAGGGGAAAAUUUCAUUGAUGCCGAUGCCUUGGUGUCCAAAGAGGAGCAACAACAAUUUGAUUCUCCAAAGAGACUCAAUCAAUUGAACUGCUUUAGAACAGAUGGUUCAGAAGAAAAUGGAGGACCCCAAACUACCCACUAUAUCAAUAAAUUAACCAAAACGCUUAGCAGCACAGAAAGGAUAGGUUUAAGCUGGCCGGAGCUACCACUAGAUCUUUUGUCUCAGCAUAGUUUUGAAAGAACAAAUUCCUUAACAUCUAUGAAAUCUUUCAAAGCUUACAAAUCUUUUAGAACAUAUAGUUCUUUUAAAUCAAAUGAGAAUAGUGAAAAUAGAAUGCGAUCUGAUAUAGAUUCACUUGCCGAAGUUGACCUUGAAUCCCUAAUAAAUCGUAAAAGAAGGCCCCCGUAUGUAAGGAUAGUAAGCAAGCAAAUGGUUGGAAUAUUUAUUACUAUAUGGGUCCGCAGGAGCUUGCGAAGGCAUAUACAACAUCUCAAUGUCUCUACUGUUGGUGUUGGCGUCAUGGGUUACAUAGGCAACAAGGGAUCAAUAUCAGUUAGUAUGUCUAUAUAUCAGACGCUCUUCUGUUUUGUUUGCACUCACCUAACGUCAGGUGAGAAAGAUGGGGAUGCAAUCAAAAGAAGUGCUUGUGCUCAUGAAAUACAUAGACGGACACGUUUCAAUUCACUCUCUGCUAUUGGACUUCCUAAGAGCAUAUAUGACCAUGAGAGAAUAAUCUGGCUGGGUGACUUAAAUUAUCGCAUCAAUUUGUCCUAUGAGAAAACAAGAGAGCUGAUCUCCAAAAAGGACUGGUCCAACUUAAUUAAGUAUGACCAGCUAAUCAGUGAGUUCAGAAAAGGUCGUGCAUUUGAUGGAUGGUCUGAAGGUACUUUGAACUUUGCACCAACUUACAAAUAUGAGACAAAUUCCAAGUCUUAUUUUGGAGAGGAUCCGAGGGCUGGGAGGCGAACUCCUGCAUGGUGUGAUCGUAUUCUUUCCUUUGGGACGGGCAUGAGAUUGCUAAGCUAUAAGAGGACUGAACUUAUGCUAUCUGAUCACCGACCUGUGAGUGCCUCUUUUACUGUGGAUGUUGAAGAAUUUUCUUCAAGGAAGUUGCAACGAGCACUCACACUCACUGAUGCCGAAGUUGAAGAAAGAGAUAUUGGAAUUUGUCAUGGAAUUAGCAUGUUAAGAUCAGAAGAGGAUGCAUCAUAUUGGGAGCGCUAA